AUGACAACUAUGAUAAAACUGCAUUAUGAUGACAGAAAUGAUGAAGAAGAAAAUAUGAUAAUUCGGUGUGCAGACUAUGAAACAUUCAAAUCGUAUGUACUAAAAAAAUAUGACAAAAUGUAUGAAAUAGCAAAUUUUGAAAAUGAAAAUAUAAACUAUUAUAGCGUGAAAUGGAUAAAUUUUAUAAACAGAAGAGUACCAAUUUUAUUACAAAAUAAGAGCGGGCCAUGUCCACUUUUAUGUAUUACAAAUAUUUUACUUUUACGUAAUCAGAUACAAAUUGAUAGAAAAAUUAAGAAAAUUUCUCAAAGCCUUCUCGAAAGUAAAAUUAUGAAUAUACUAUUAGAAUCUAAUAAAAAAAACGUCACAGAUAAUACAGCAUCAUGUAAUUAUAGGAAGAAUAUAAUUGAAUGUGUUGAUAUAUUACCGCAGUUAAAAUAUGGAUUAGAUGUUAAUUGUAAAUUUACUAAUAUUCACUCUUUUGAAUAUACCAAAGGUUUGUGCAUAUUUGAUAUGCUUAAUAUUCCCUUAUGCCAUGGAUGGGUCAUAUCAUCAGAUGAUGUAAUGUUCUAUUCCUAUUUAAAGGAUUACUCGUACAAUGUCAUAAUAAAUAAAAUAAUAAGAUAUAAUGAAUACUAUGAAAGAAAAAAAAAAAAAAACAUAGAUGAAUCCUCCAAUGAAAAGGCUAUCAUAUUGCAUCAGUUGGAGGAUGUAAAGGAUGAUAAUAAAAACAACUGUGAUUUGGAACAAAAUUACAUAAACGAUGCACAGAAAGAUAAAUCUGAGAAUAAUCAGAUAGAUAAUCCAAAGGAUGCUGUGAUUGACACAACCAAAGGAAUAAGCCAGAAUAUAGAAAAGAAUGAUAAAAAAAAAAGUAUAAAGGGUAUUCCUAUUUUUCCAGAUGACCUUGACCAUAUUUCAGAAGAGAAUGUUAAAGCAACAUUAUUGAAAAACACGUCUUCUCCUCACGUUAAUAAUAUACCUCCUCUUGAUAUAGAACUAACUAAAAAGAAGAACAACAAUUCUAAUAAAAAAAAUAUAAAUUCAGAUACGUGUAGUAUUAUAAAAAGGACACAAAGCAACAUCAAUAAUCGAAAAUUGGCAACCUCUAUCAAUUUCGAAAAAGGCACAAGUAAACAUGACAAAAAAGAAUGUGAUCUGAACUCAGAUGACAUUUUUAUCAAGGGUGAAAAAACAGUCAACAUUUUGUCACAGUCUUCAAAAAAAACUAACAUAAACAAUGAUGUUAACAUAAGCAAGAGUGUUAACAUAAACAAGAGUGCUAGCAUAAACAAGAGUGCUAGCAUAAACAAGAAUGCUAGCAUAAACAAGAAUGCUAGCAUAAACAAGAAUGCUAGCAUAAACAAGAAUGCCAAUAUAAACAUCAGUGUUAAUACUAACAGUAAUAAUAGUGCUAAUGUGAAAAAAAUGUAUAGUGGCGAUAUUAUAGAAAUAAAUACUCCAAAAUUUCCAGAGGAUUCUCUACCAACUACCUCUACCGACCUCAUACCAGUUGAUUAUUCCUCAGAUGGAAAUACUAAUAGUUGUUUAAAGAAAUCCACUCUGGAUGAAAGAUCUAAAAGGAAUAAUGAACUUUUUAUAGAAUCUAACAAAAUAGCUAGCUUAACGAGCGAGAGUGCGAAUAUUGAUAUCCUAGAUAAUUACACAGAAAAUAGUGAAAAUUAUAUCAUGAAAAAUUACAACACAGAUAUUGAUUUAACUCCAUACGAAAUACAUGAAGCUUUAAUAAUUUUAGAAUUUCUCGAAACAUACAAAACGCAAUUAACGUUAGUUGGUUUGAAAUUGCUCAGAGAAAGUUUGAAUCCAAAUCAACUUGUGGCCUUCUUUAGAAAUAACCAUUUUAAUACCCUUUUUAAAUAUGAAAAUAAAUUAUUUCUGCUAGCUGCAGAUAUUUCCUUUUUACAUCUAAGUUGCACAUGGGAAUUAUUUGACAACGUAGAUAAUGACACGUCUUACUAUGAUAACAAUUUUAGGUGUAUAACGUAUCAGAAAAAUCUGGAAAAAAAAUUUAAUCAUUCUAUAAUUUAUUUAAACAAUUAUGAAAGGGGCACAGCGAAAAAUAAUAUGCAUUGUGUCAAAUCGAAUUCUUCUAUUACGAAUAAUAAGAAGAAGAAGAAAAAAUGUACCUUCAUGUAG
This is a messenger RNA of Plasmodium gonderi, 2157 nucleotides long. RefSeq names its product conserved protein, unknown function. Gene Ontology annotation, molecular function: cysteine-type carboxypeptidase activity; cysteine-type deubiquitinase activity; K48-linked deubiquitinase activity. The record is from RefSeq and is a predicted model, not a curated record. The coding region runs from base 1 to 2157 and encodes 718 amino acids. Gene Ontology annotation, cellular component: cell periphery; cytosol. Gene Ontology annotation, biological process: protein K48-linked deubiquitination. The transcript has a single exon. Lineage: Eukaryota; Apicomplexa; Aconoidasida; Haemosporida; Plasmodiidae.